CGAAUGGCGCGCGACCUUCGUAAAAAUAAAACAGUCGUGUACUGAGUGUUGUUGAGUGUAGAUCACUCCUUUGAAUCUUUCACGUUAUUCAAACAUUUAAUGUUCUUACCUUAUUCACGUAAUAAUUUCCGGAUUUUUUGCGCAAUCGCGAAUACAAUACAUCUCUAAAUUUUCCCUCUCUUCCUGGAGCAUCAUCACUACGCAAUCUCCGAGUGUCAACAUCGAGAAGAAGCAUUUUCCACACCCUCCUUUUCUUCAUCCUUCAUUAAAUCAUCACUCUGAUCCGUCAAGACAAUUGUUUCAUGACAAGUCUAGGUUAUUAACCGUCUAAAAUUUCUGCUUAAAUACGGAAGUGAAUGAACCAAGGGUUGUUUUAUUGUAUUUCGGCGGCACUUAAAGUGCACCUGACGUUGACAGUUCAACUUUAGUAUGAUUUAGUGUUCCUAAAUUUCUAAAUAACAGAAAGAAGUAUUAAUCCUUAUUAAUAAAGUAAUUUAUUGAGUUGAAAACAUCUACGGAAAGUGAUAGUGGAUUCUGCUAGCUGGGAAAGCCUAAAGAGUCAAGAUGGAUUUCAAGUUCAACGUAAAUAGACUCUUGCCUCGUAAGAUUAACAAGAUAACGCAUACAUUGAUUCCCGAGGAUUUUAGGCCUGGAGAUCGAAGAGAAUAUAAUGAAUCCCAAAGACAGUUGUCGAGAAUCAUAGAUGAAAUGGGAGAAGCAUCAGCACAAGCUCAGGGACUCAGUAAACCUAUCACAAGCGCAGCGAAGCUCAGGGAUACUGAUCACAUCGUUUAUCUUCUUGUAGACAACGCAGGCAACCAAGGUUUCGGAACUGUUGUGGGACUUUUGAAGACUGGAUCGAAAAACCUUUUUAUGUUUGAUGAAACUGGUGCUCAUUAUCAACUACAACCUCGUUGUGUUCUUGAUUUUUAUGUACAUGAAACUAAACAACGGAUGGGAUUUGGAAAGGAUCUUUACCAAUACAUGCUUGCAGAAGAACAAAUUAGGCCAGUUAAGUUGGCGAUCGAUAGACCAUCGGAAAAGUUUUUGCGAUUUCUUCGAAGACAUUAUGGACUUGAUGGAAUCAUUCCUCAGAAUAAUAAAUUUGUUGUUUUCCAAGGUUUCUUUGAUGACGAAUGUCAGGACGUCAGAGGAAGUAGAUAUUCUUUGCCGACUAGAGGAUCUAUAGAUUCCUCUUACAGCUAUAAUAACAACAGUAAACCUUCAUCUGCUACAAGCAAUGGACAUUCCAAUCUUCAUUCAGGAGUACCAAGAAGCUCUUACGGACGAUAUGCCGCUGCAAGGCCACCUUGCUCAAUGGCAAAUAUAAUACAUAACGCUCCAAUGUUUGGCCAAGCAGCCGAACGAACUGGUGAAGUCCCUUCAACACCUGGUCCAAAACUGGAGCGCCCACGAUCUUUAAGUCUUUAUUCUGAACCAGAGCAGAAUCAACGUAAUAAUGAAAUAUCAACCGUCCCAACGCCAGCAAUUGAAUCAAAGCCAACACCAAUAACUCGCGAAAUCUCUAUUGAAACUGAACCUAUGCCAGAGCCUGAACCAGAACCUCCAUCAGAGCCUGAGCCAGAACGUGAACCGACGCCUCCAGAACGUCAGCCAACGCCAAAACCACCAGAAUCAGCAUCGAAAAAAUCUCAUUCAGCACUCAGUAAAUCAGCAUCAAAUAAAAGCUUGAUAUCUAUUCAUUCAGAAGAGCAAAAAACGUCGUCGAGUAUCAAGCCAAGUCCCUCAUGUGCUCAAGAAGUUGCUGGAAAUCAAUCUGGCCAUUUGGAUCUGAAAUUUUAUCAUUCUCCACUGUGGUAGAUUUUAUUACAAAUAAAGAACAAUUAAGUCCAAGUGUAGAAGAAUUUACUUCGUGAAAAUUAAUCAGUGAUUUUCUGUUCUACAUUAUUCAACGGAAACUACAGAUCAAUGCAGUAAUGAACUAACACCCACUGUAAUUCAAUAAUCAAACUUAUUCGUUAAUUAAUCCAUUUAUUAAGCUGUGAAUUGCUUUAUUGAAUCACUAGUCAUAAAGCUCAUGGAUUAAUUAAUUAAUUAAUAAAAGAUGCAAAGGUCGCUAACUCUGGCUGUGUAAUUCAAAAUAUUUAUUGAUAAUCAAAUGAAUCUAUAAAUUAUAUUUAGUUGUAUCAUUUUAUCUAAUUUAUUAAUAACUACUCACAAAGCACAGACACCUUUAGGUGUGCACAAAUAUGCUAAUUGAAAAGAACUUACUUAUUCUAGCCUUUAGGAAUCAUUUAGAGUAUUGUUGAGUAGAUAAUAUAUUUAUUUAAGUUUUAAUUUAUUAAAUAUAAUAUAUAAAGUAUAAAAAUUAUUAAAUAAACACUCUAUUAUAUUUGUUAGUUAGUUUCAAUAGAUUUGUUUAUUCAUCAAUCACUGAUAAAUCUUUCAGGAUGAGUAAUUCGAGGGCUAUGUUCUGUCUCUGCUAUAAAGACUUCGCAUAAGGAUGAAAAAAAGUCCAAAAUAACUUUAUAUACAUAUAUAAUAAUUGAAACUAUUAAUUGUAAUCAUUAUAAUUAGACACAAUAUUGAUUUUAUUUCAAUUAUAAAAUUUAUUCAUUCUCUACACAAUAAAAAUCAUUUGGUAUUAGAUAAUGUAAUCAGACUUGAAAGACAGUAUUCGAUGCAAUAUACAAAAGCUACGUGUCAAAAAUACAUUUCUUUAUGUUUAUAAUUUAUACAAUAAAAUAAAACCUUAAAUAAUAA
Molecule: messenger RNA, 2724 nt
Organism: Chelonus insularis
Lineage: Eukaryota; Metazoa; Arthropoda; Insecta; Hymenoptera; Braconidae
Product: alpha-tubulin N-acetyltransferase-like
Exons: 10
Coding region: 565-1821 (418 amino acids)
Biological process (GO): alpha-tubulin acetylation
Cellular component (GO): microtubule
Molecular function (GO): tubulin N-acetyltransferase activity
Source: RefSeq, a predicted model, not a curated record